AUGGCCACCCAAUCAACGCUCCUCGACCCCUCCAUCUUCAGCUAUCUCGAAUCCAAAAUCGAAGAAGAAUCCCUCGUCCGCGACACCCUCACCCAAAUCGUGCAAAAGCUCGAACGAAGCGUCGCCUCAGCCCAGGGCCUCUUGUCCCGCGUCCACUCCACGCCUCGAUCUCGCUACCCCGCCCUCCUAGAGCAGGUAGAAAAUGCCAUCAAGGAGCAAGUCGUCACCGUCAAGGAACUAAACGAAGUCGCCUCCAAGCACCCCUACUACAAGUACAACUCCAAAUGGGCGCGAACUAUCCAAAACGCCAUUGGAACAACGCUCUACUGCGCCUGGUUGGGCGGUUUCGCAUCCGACCCCAAAGCUGAACUCGGCCGCUUGCUCACUCUCGAGGAAGUCGGUGCCAUUUUCUCAGUCCCAACCAAUCUCAAGGACCGCGAUGCAUUCCAUUUCACCAUAGAGGAAUACCUCCUCUCGCUGACUGAUCUUACCCCCGAACUGUCCCGUUUGGCUACCAAUGCAGUCACACUGGGUGAUUUUGAGCUGCCCAUGACCAUAAGCGCGUUUGUUAAGGAUAUAUUUGCAGGGUUUCAGCUGCUCAAUCUCAAGAAUGACAUCUUACGAAAGCGCGCGGAUGCCGUCAAGUAUGAUGUGAAGCGGGUGGAGGACGUUGUCUAUGAUUUGAGUUUGAGAGGUCUCGUGGCGAGGCCAGCGGGGGAUACUGAAAUGAAAACCGGCGAGUGA
Molecule: messenger RNA, 744 nt
Organism: Pochonia chlamydosporia 170
Lineage: Eukaryota; Fungi; Ascomycota; Sordariomycetes; Hypocreales; Clavicipitaceae
Product: translin family protein
Exons: 4
Coding region: 1-744 (247 amino acids)
Biological process (GO): RNA metabolic process
Cellular component (GO): cytoplasm; nucleus
Molecular function (GO): single-stranded DNA binding; sequence-specific DNA binding; RNA binding
Source: RefSeq, a predicted model, not a curated record